AUGUCAUUUGAUGAAGAAGAUGGAUUUGGGGAUUUUGAAGAAGCAAAAGAAGAGGUUAUACAAGUUCCGAAAAUCGUUGAAUGUGACUCACAAGGACGUCCGAUAGUCCAUUUAAGUAUUGUAAUUAUUAUUUAGUGCGAUUCUUUAUUCAGUCAAUCAUCUUUUAUUUCUCUAUGCGAAGCGCUCUGUCCUAUGUGCCCUCUAGAAGAGGUUAGUGACCAAAGUAUUGACAUUGAUUGUAUAUACGUCCCUCCCGAAAUAUCUGAAGAAGAAAAAACCUUAUUAGUGAAAUAUCAAAAACACUUACUUUGUACUCUGAAAGAAAGAGUUUUUUGAUUUCAUAAUAAUGCUUAUUUUAUAUAAAAGAACUAUUUAUUUUAUGCUUUAAACUAAAUUCUCUAGUUACACAGCUUUAAAAAAAAUUAAAAAAACUGCUGCUUCUUGCUAUUUUUUUUUAUGUGAGAGUUAGAAAAGAUGCAAGAGAAGCAAGAAAUAUGUGAAUUCUUUAAACCUUUAGACAAUACAUAUGCAGUUAAAGAAAUGGCAUUUAUCAACAAACCAAAGAUUCAGACAAUUAUUCACACUCCACAACUAUCAAAUUUGCUUACUCCCUGCUAUUGAAGAGCUAAAAUAUUUUUAUUAAUUUUUUUCAAAACAUAAAUAAUAAUCUAAAGCCAAUUUUUAUUGCAUUUUGCACAAUUUUUUUCAUAAGUAUUAAAUUUUAUAAUUCAAUUCAUUUUUAUUUUUAAUUUUUGAAAACGAGAAAAAAAAUUUUUAAUGAAAAAAAUUAACAAUUAAAUUUUGCAAGCAUUUAAAGGUUGGAAUUAGUAGCCAAGGACAAAAUUUUUGCCAAGAAAUAUGGCCCGAUUUGAGCAUUCGGUCGACAUUUUUAAAAAAUACCAGAAUAAAUGAGUGUCAUACUCCUGAGUCUCCGAACGUUCAUGAAGACAUUACAAUGAUGACAGAGCCACAAGAGGUGGAUGGUUCAAUGGCAUUUUUAAGAAGUAGUGUUGGCGGCUCUUUUUCUGAAUACAUCUCCACUCCACUUACAGCCAAAGAUAUUUUAGGCGAGCCUCUGCCUGAUUUGACUUUUAUGUUAAGUUCAACCAUUAAAUGGCCAGAUGAAUUUGUAAAGUUAAAUGCACUCAGCAGGACUUAA
Messenger RNA from Blepharisma stoltei, 1159 nucleotides. The record is from the annotation of a GenBank genome assembly. NCBI's taxonomy places the organism in Eukaryota, Ciliophora, Heterotrichea, Heterotrichida, Blepharismidae.